AUGGUCAUCCAAGAAACUUACCUGCUCAGCACCCAGGACGCCAUCACUGGCUCUGCGGACAUGGCCUGGCCUUUCCUGACUGUGAUGUUUCAGGGAGAAAAUCCAUCUGUCUGGUCGGGAGCACAUCCUGACAACCAUGGGGCUGUUUUCGAACCAUCUCCGAACAUCUCCUCUUUGACAGUAGAACUAGACCUUCAGGCUUCCAUGAUGUAUUGUAAUAUUUCAGAAAUUAUUCCUGGCCCUACCUUUGGCCAACAGAAGCAUAAAAUCAUACACUCUUACAAGAGUAAUUUUAAUACUUCUUUUCCUGUCCAUCCUUUGUAA
Messenger RNA from Rangifer tarandus platyrhynchus (Svalbard reindeer), 324 nucleotides. NCBI's taxonomy places the organism in Eukaryota, Metazoa, Chordata, Mammalia, Artiodactyla, Cervidae. The record is from the annotation of a GenBank genome assembly.